AAGGCAGCGAGAGGCUCAGGGGAGGGGAAAGGCCCCUCUGAGGUUUUUAGGGAUUCUUUUUGCAAAGGGUGAAGCCCCCGCUCCUCAAUAUAUUUGCAUGUCUUUCAUGGUACAAGAGACUUGGCAGGAACUGGGGAAAAAAAAAAAAAUCACAAAGAGCCAUGAGAACAAAGAUCCCAGCAACUAGGAAGUGAGAAAGGGGGACUGGUUAAAAGAGAGAGGCACUGAAGCAAAGCAGAGUGAAAUCAGCAGUUCGGGUGCUAUUGUACCCUCCAAGGAUUUACGAGCAGCAGGAAGAUAUAUCCCUCAUCGUGUCACUCCCUGAAUGAGGCAGAACAAGGGACACAGGGAGUGAGAAAGUCAAACAUACGCCGUGACAGCCAGCAGGCGGAGGAGCUGGGAGCCCAUGAGCAGGAGACCUUCAUCUGGGGCAGAAGGCAGCAGCUCUCCUGGGGAAGGACGAUGGUCGGGAUAGGAGCGUUCCCAUGAUCCCCGUCUUCUUCCAGUGCACCUGAGUAUUGCGUCUUUCACAAUUGCAUUUGCUGUCAUAGAAUGUGUUUUAGCUUAUCAGCUUCAAAUAGCAAAGUUCAUGCUUUGUGGCCAGUGCAUCAGGAAGUGAGAAAGGAGGGGACAUGAACUGCAGCUUGACAGAUAUAGAACCAGCCACGGUGGUGGGGACGGACGUGAUUUGGAUAAGCAAGUAGACAGACAGCCUGCUUGGUUCUGUUGUAAUUCAAGCCACUGGCAGCCCUGGUGAAUGAACUGAAAUCUCUGCAGUGAGCAGACAGCAAACUCUCAUGCACCCUCAGCUCUUCACCAGCAGAGAGGAAUUGUGCUGACAUUGAGUGACUGGCAAUGACCUUUCAUCACAUCAACAUCCCCGUAAUGACUGGAAAGAGUAGAUGAACUAGAGGCAGAAGCUGACUACAUUACCAUCCCUGCCUGAUGACCAUUGACCAACAAUCCAAAGCAGUGCCAGUCAAGAGAGAGAGAUGUGCCCAUCUACCUCCCAGCUGCAGAUGAGGGGAAUGCCCUACCCAGAGCUUCCUUGAAGGGAAUGACUUUGCUUGGUGCUUUUCUUUGGGCCUUCUUAUCUCACCAUCUGUCUCAGCCAUCUCAUGGAGAUCCUCCCCUCAUCCCUGGGCAUGUUAGCUGACAACUCAUCUCAGAUGUGCAAGGAUUACAAAUACCAGCACUACCUCCUCCUGCCUGGCUACGUUGUGAUAUUCAUUACAGGUUUGGUACUGAAUGUGGUGGCUCUGUGGAUACUUGUUCGCUGCCUGCGCCUGAAGUCCGUAGUGAUGAUCUACAUGUUCAACCUGGCUGUGAGCGACCUCACCUUCACACUCCCUCUGCCACUGCGACUCUACUACUAUUCCAACCACGAGUGGCCCUUUGGUGAGAUCCUGUGCCAGGUCUCUGGCUCUGUCUUCCAGAUCAACAUGUAUGGUAGCUGCAUCUUCCUCAUGUGCAUCAACCUGGAUCGCUAUGUUGCCAUUGUCCAUCCGCUUCGCUGGCGGCAUCUGCGGCGUCCCAAGGUGGCCAGGCUCCUGUGCCUCAUUGUCUGGGUAGUGAUUCUCAUGGGCUCCAUCCCCACAGCUAUAUACCACAAGCAAAACCGCUGUGUGUCAGAGAAUCAGACCACAUACCUGUGCUUUGAAAGCUUUAGUGACAACCUGUGGCAGAACAACCUCUUCCCCCUAGUUGUCCUGGCUGAAAUCCUGGGUUUUCUCCUGCCUCUGAGCUCUGUGACUUACUGCUCAAUUCAGAUCUUUCGGGAACUCUGUCAAGCCAGACAGACAAAGACCCUGCGACAGCAGAAGACUGUCCGUCUCCUUGUGGUCAACCUGGUCAUCUUCAUCAUCUGCUUUGUGCCCUACAACACUACCCUGGCAGUAUACGGGUUGCUAAAGGCCAAGGUGAUUAAUGUACGACCAGAAACACAGACCUCUGUGCGCGAUGUGUUAAUCAGGACAAUGCUGUUGGCUAGUAUGAACUGCACACUGGAUCCCCUGAUCUACUACUUUAGCACUGAAGGUUUCCGUAACACCUUUAAGAAACUGCGACAGGGACAAACCUGGGACUCAGAUACAGGGAUGCUUAAGAGUCAGGUUGUGGAGCAAAAGUCAACCCAAAACCAUGCUGCCACAAAAACAAAACAGUUCCCAUCUAAAAAUGUUAUCUGUCCCAAUGAAUCUUUGCCAACUCUUCCUACUGCAGUGUUUUUGAAUGACCUUAUUGAGGACUCAGAAAUAUAAUCACAGAAAGGUCAUAGCAUUACUGAGUUGCAGAGUGGCCCAUUCAAUAAUUACAGUGAGACUGUGGAAGGCAGCCCAAGGUAACUCAGCAAACUGUUUGAGGGAGCACAGCAAGCUGUAUGUGGGUGAAUGUGAUGAUUCAAAGCUGAAGGAUGAAAGGUUGUUUUUGAAUAAACAGAUACAUUGGUGA
Molecule: messenger RNA, 2448 nt
Organism: Oxyura jamaicensis (ruddy duck)
Lineage: Eukaryota; Metazoa; Chordata; Aves; Anseriformes; Anatidae
Gene: LPAR5
Product: lysophosphatidic acid receptor 5
Exons: 3
Coding region: 1119-2258 (379 amino acids)
Biological process (GO): behavioral response to pain; G protein-coupled receptor signaling pathway
Cellular component (GO): membrane
Molecular function (GO): G protein-coupled receptor activity
Source: RefSeq, a predicted model, not a curated record